Molecule: messenger RNA, 4846 nt
Organism: Cygnus olor (mute swan)
Lineage: Eukaryota; Metazoa; Chordata; Aves; Anseriformes; Anatidae
Gene: ASXL1
Product: ASXL transcriptional regulator 1
Exons: 11
Coding region: 107-4828 (1573 amino acids)
Biological process (GO): positive regulation of transcription by RNA polymerase II; animal organ morphogenesis
Cellular component (GO): PR-DUB complex
Molecular function (GO): peroxisome proliferator activated receptor binding; DNA binding; chromatin binding
Source: RefSeq, a predicted model, not a curated record
CGCUGCCGCCUCCGCCGCCGCCGCCGCCCGCCCGCGCCUAACGGUCCGCGCCGCGCGGGAGGGAGGGAGGAGGAGGAGGAGGAGGAGGAGGAGGAGGAGGAGGAGGAUGAAGGAGAUGAAGCAGCGGAGGAAGAAGGAGCGCACGUGGGCCGAGGCCGCCCGCCUGGUGCUGGAAAACUACUCGGAUGCUCCCAUGACCCCAAAACAGAUUCUGCAGGUCAUAGAGGCUGAAGGACUAAAGGAAAUGAGUGGCACUUCUCCCCUGGCCUGCCUCAAUGCCAUGCUCCAUUCCAAUUCAAGGGGAGGUGAUGGACUCUUUUACAAACUGCCUGGACGGAUCAGCCUGUUCACGCUCAAGAAGGAUGCUCUUCAGUGGUCUCGGAAUCUGUCUGUGCCAGAAGGGGAUGAACUGGAGGAUACAGCAGACGCAGAAAGUUGUGAGUCCAAUGAAGCAAGCACUGUGAGUGGUGAUAAUGAUGGUAAGUGUCUGAUAACGUUAAUCUUAAGUUAUAAGCAUCUACUUCUGUGUCUGACCGAGUGCCCAUCUAUUUCAGUGUCUCUUGAUGAAACCUCCUCUAAUGCCUCCUGUUCCACUGAAUCUCAGAGCAAGGCAUCCUCUACUGCCAGGGAGAGCAACAGAACAGCCUCACAGACAACCAAACAAAAGAAAAAGACUGGUGUAAUGCUGCCACGUGUUGUUUUAACACCACUGAAAGUAAAUGGGGCACACAUGGAGUCUGCAUCUGGCUUCACAGGAAGGCAUGCCGAUGGGGAGAGCAGUAGCACAUCCAGCAGUAGCAGCAGCUCUUUGGCCCUGUGCAAUGCCGCCUUGCGCAGUAGAACAGAAAUAAACAGGGAUCCGCCACAGCUACUGAGAGGUAUUCGAAAGCCCACAGCUGGACAAAUGAAACGAAACAGGGGUGAGGAUAUUGACUUCGAAACACCUGGUUCCAUUCUUGUCAAUACAAACCUGCGAGCUCUGAUAAACUCCAGAACAUUUAAUGCGCUCCCAUCGCACUUCCAGCAGCAGCUUCUUUACCUCCUUCCGGAAGUUGACAGACAGGUUGGGGCUGAUGGGCUGAUGCGUCUCAGUGGCAGUGCUCUGAAUAACGAAUUUUUCACCCAUGCUGCUCAGAGCUGGAGAGAACGACUAGCUGAUGGUGAAUUCACGCAUGAAAUGCAAGUUCGAAUUCGGCAGGAGAUGGAAAAGGAGAAAAGAGUGGAACAAUGGAAGGAGAAGUUCUUUGAGGACUACUAUGGACAAAGGUUGGGCUUGACCCAAGAAGAAUCCCAAGAGCAGAAUUUGGUGCAAGAAGAUGCUGAGAACAGGACAGGACUGUCUGUUAAAGGAGAAGCAAGAUUGCCACGCGGUCCUUCUACACGGCAGAGAGAUGGGCACUUCAAGAAACGCUCCCGGGCCGACCUGCGAUGCAGAGCCAGGAGGAGCCUGUACAAAUUACGUGAAUCUGAGCAAAAGGAGGCUUCCAAAGAGACUGCCUCUGUGGGACCAGAUUCCUCUCUUCGUAAAGAGACCAAACCUGAGAUGGACCUGAAGAAAGAUGAUCCGACAAGCGCUUCUACUGCAGCACUGAAUCCAGAGAGUUCAGAACUGCAUCUCUCUCCGGAGACUUCCAAGUCACACAGUAAAUCGGAAGAUCCGUCAUUGGCAGCUGCAAGCAGAAUUCCUAGUUUGCCCCAGGAGAACUCCGCUCGGGAGUCAAAGGACCAGAAGAGGAAAUGCUUUGAGGAGGCUGCCUCUGCAUCCUUCCCCGAAAAGAAGCCCCGGCUUGAAGAUCGUCAGUCCUUUCGUAACACAAUUGAAAGUGUUCACCCAGAAAAGCCACAGCCUACUAAAGAGGAGCCAAAAGUCCCACCCAUCCGGAUUCAACUUUCACGUAUUAAACCACCCUGGGUGGUUAAAGGUCAGCCAGCUUACCAAAUAUGCCCCAGGAUCAUCCCCAACACGGAGCCCUCCAGCCGGGGCAGGAGCGGGGCCAGAACACUCGCAGACAUUAAAGCCCGUGCUCUGCAGGCCCGAGCCCAGCGAGAAGCUGCUACAGCUGCCAUCGGAGGUGGGGGUGGCCCAGGCGGAGGGAGAAGCACUGACGAAGGAGGUGGCGGAGGAGAAUGCAACAGCCACACAGAGCACAGGAGAUCAAAGAGAACUCAUGGAAAGCGUUCGUCAGAUCUACAACGAACACAAUUACUGUCGUCUCUCCGUCUAAAUGGAGAAAAGGCUGACUCUGAGAUGGCUGCUCAGGCAGCUAACGCGGAUUCCUUUGCCUCUUCAACACAAGACUCCUUUUCUUCAAAGAGUGAGGGAAGCGGCAAUCCGGAACGCACUGCAGGCACUAGCUCAGGGGAAGCUCAGCACGUGGAUGGCUCACCUAGCAGGCAGUUCUGUGAUGCUGUGACUGGGUCAUCGUCUGACAGUGCAACUUUGGAGAGGCGGGAGGAGAGCCCUGAACAGGUCCUCUGUGAUGCAAGGACUGAAACCCCAGCUUGUGUUGCAUCAGAGGAGAGGCAAAGUACAAAGCUGAAAUGCCUGGUUCCUCCAGUAAACGGUCUGUCUUGUUCUCAGGUUCAGGGAACUGUCAUCAGUCCUACAGGAGAUGGGAUUCUGUCAGAACCCAAAGGUGGUAGCUCUCCCCCAGUACAGUUGGAUUAUCAUCCUGAUGUAAAGGAAAAUUCCUCCAGUUGUCCUACUCUUCUGCCAGAAUUGUCAUCAGGUGGUAAAGAAUGCCAUCAGCCAGAAUGCCACGAGCCAGAAGUGAUAUCUAGAUUUAGAUGUAAUGGCUCUGAAACAUUUGUGGAACAGUGUAUGAGAAAUGAUAGUGAUAACUCCAGAACAGUGACUACUGGAGUGGAGAAAGUAAAGCCUGCACGGUAUCAGUUCACACAUGUGCAGGCAGAGAGAGAGAGUGAUGGCAAAACAAGUGAUGAAGAACAGAAUACAGAGUCUCUGGUGAAAUCUUCUUUAUGUGAGGACUUCAUUUCUCAGAAUAGGAUAGAUACCUCUGAAGAACUUGUGCAGCUGAGAGAGAGGUGCCCCAGAACAGAACCAGAAGAUGUGUGUCAGCCACUGAGAGAGACUCAAGAGUUCAAGCUGAAUGGAGAUGAUGAAAUACAGAGUACACACAGUGAGACAACGGAUACUGCUUCGGAUUUUGAAGCUGACAUAGCUGAUGAGAGCGUAGAGAUGGAUGUAUGUUUUAGAAGUGUCAACUGCAGGGAGGUAACCAGGAAAGACUCCUGUCAGAGCAACAUUGAGAGACGUGAUAGAGUUAGAUCGAAGUUACCUGUGGAAACAGAUAGUCUGGCCUAUGUCGUGGACUUCCCUUCAGUCGCAGUGAUGAGCACUGCACCUCCACCUCAGAGAUGGGGGCCGCAUGCACCAUUGCCCCCAAAAUCCGAGAGGCUGUCAGGUUCUGCUCGGCCCAUAUCCUCUGUUGAAACCAACAACCCUUUGGUGAUGCAGCUGCUUAAGGGGAACCAUCCACUGGAAGAAGUCAUCCCAGGAUCUCAAGCCAGUGUCAAGCUGGAAGUUAUACAACCACCUGCAGACAAACAGUCGGAAAGCCUCUCCAUGCAAGUGGAGAGAGGUGGCAGUUGCUAUUUUGGCAAAGAAUCUUCUCCAGAUGUACAAGUAAAGACAAGCGCCCUAAGCAGGAGUGAUGACUUCCACUCAGUGAGAUCUUCUGUAGAUUCCCAGGAAAAGAAGCGGGGACCAGGGACAGCGUUGCCUAGAGCAGAGGAUAUGGAGAAUCAGUCUAUUCCAGAAAAACAUUCCAAAAUUGACUCAGCUUUAAGCUGCCAAGACCAACUAGCAAAUGUGGCAAGUGCCUCUCAGAAGCAUGAAGAGAUGAGCCCUCAGGAAAGAACGUUUUCUUCCUGUAGCUUUGAAGAGCAAAAGGAAGUGUCCAAGAACCAUCGGGUGCCGCAGCGCAACCCACUAACAAAUGUUAUCACAAAUAAAAGUCCCGAGAAGUUGAACCCAUCUCCAGAGCCUCCGUUUUUAUCUCCAAAUGUAAAUUCUCUUGGCCCAAAACAGACAGGGAGUACACCGGCCAAUAAAAAUUACGUUGGAGUUCAAGGCAAAAAGCUCUUUGGUUCUGGUUUUCCUUGCAACGCCAGUGUUAGACUACAUCACUCGAGGGCUUCAGAUCAAGUUUCAGACAUGGGGACCUUGGCCCCCAGCAAACAGAUUCCUCUGACCAAGAGCUGUGCAUCUGGAGAAGGAAUGCCAGGUGUAAGGGAAGAAUGGACUUCAAAGCAGCACAUGAACACCGUGGGAGAAAUAAGAAAUGAGAAUGCGUUGGCAUGUGACAGCCCAACCAAGAACAGUGGAGAGAAGCAGAAGGACGCAGCACAAAGCCCUGUGGAGCUAACUGAGCCCUUGCAAAGUGUUCCGCUGGUUAUGGACCUGCCAUUUCUUAAGUUUUCAAGGGAACCAGGGAAAAGACACAAUCACCCUUUGGAGCCUUCUUCCAUACCUUCUCAGUUCAAUAUCAAACAAGCAUUUUAUGGGAAGCUUUCUAAGCUGCAGCUUAAUUCCACCAGCUUUAAUUAUUCAUCUAACACUCCAGCUUUUCCCAGAAGUCUUGCUGGAAGCAUGAUGCAGCUAACCCACAAAGCGAACUUUGCUGCAAACCAUAAUACAUCCCUUUCUGUGCAGAUGUUUGCUGAUAGCAGCAGUGUUGAAGAAAUAUCGUUCAAGUGUUCGUGCAGCCUUAAAGCCAUGAUUAUGUGUAAAGGCUGUGGGGCAUUUUGUCAUGAUGACUGUAUAGGACCCUCUAAGCUUUGUGUAUUGUGCCUUGUGGUGAGAUAAUAAAUUAUGGCCAUGGGA